UGUCUGUGAAGACAGGAGGCUCCAUCACCAUCUCAUGUCCCUAUUAUCAUUAUUAUAUCAAACAUUUGAAAUACUUAUGUAAAGGAGAUAAUUUUGACAGUUGCUCCCCUGUUGUACAUGCUAAACCUCAUAAGGGCACAGCUAAGGCCUCAGUCUCUGAUGACAUUAACCAGCUAACCAUGACUGUGACAAUGACUGAUCUGGAGCCAGAGGACUCUGGACGUUACUAUUGUGCUGUGGAGGUCAAUGGUGGACAAGAUGUCAGGGCAGAAUGGUUCCACCUAUCUGUCAUACCAGCUGCUGAGCCUGUUCAGACUGACAACACAGUCCAAGGACCUGAGGGGGACAAGGAGAAGGACACCAUGAGUUCCAUAGAUCUAAAAGUCCUACUGAUUCCUCUGGGAAUGUUGGUGGUGGUGAUGUCUGGUGUCCCAGUCACAUGGAAGAUGUGGCGAAAGUAUAAGGACAAUAAGGCCAUGGACCAGACAACAAACACCUCAGGGGACCCAUUUGCUGCCAAUGGUGAUGUGACGUACAGCACUGUUGUCACCAAGAGGAGGAACCAGCUAAAUGUACAGACCAAGGUAGAACCUGAUGAUAAUGUGGUCUACAGCUCACUAGCCCUACAGCUGGACCCAUUUCCUGCCAAAGGUGAUGAUGAUGUGACGUACAGCAGUGUUGUCCCCAAGAGGAGGAACCACCUAAAUGUACAGACCAAGGCGGAACCAGAUGAUAAUGUGGUCUACAGCUCACUAGCAUAACACCACACAGCAGAGGGCAGCAACACAGCAGUGACUGACAGUGAAGAUCUUGGUCCCAAAGAGCCCUUAUCCUGGAAGGACAUCCCACUCCCCCUCCUGUGUCACAACAUGAGUCAUGACUAUCUAUCUGCCUCCAACAUGCUUCUUCCCACACCUCCUAACCCACCUGUCUCCUUGUUGUGUCCAUAAACUACUGAAGACAG
Molecule: messenger RNA, 964 nt
Organism: Salmo salar (Atlantic salmon)
Lineage: Eukaryota; Metazoa; Chordata; Actinopteri; Salmoniformes; Salmonidae
Source: RefSeq, a predicted model, not a curated record